CCCGAGUCCCGGCCAGUGCCUCUGCUUCCGGCUCGAGUCCUCUCUUCUCACACACGCUUCGCCAUGUCCGAGACCGCGCCUGCCGCGCCCGCCGCACCGGCCCCCGCCGAGAAGACCCCCGUCAAGAAGAAGGCCCGCAAGGCUGCAGGUGGCGCGAAGCGCAAGGCGUCCGGACCCCCGGUGUCCGAGCUCAUCACCAAGGCCGUGGCCGCCUCCAAGGAGCGCAGCGGCGUGUCCCUGGCCGCGCUCAAGAAGGCGCUGGCGGCCGCCGGCUACGAUGUGGAGAAGAACAACAGUCGCAUCAAGCUGGGGCUCAAGAGCCUGGUGAGCAAGGGCACCCUGGUGCAGACCAAGGGCACCGGCGCCUCCGGCUCCUUCAAGCUCAACAAGAAGGCGGCUUCCGGCGAGUCCAAGCCCAAAGCCAAGAAGACCGGGGCUGCCAAGGCUAAGAAGCCCGCGGGUGCAGCCAAGAAGCCCAAGAAGGCUGCGGGAGCAGCUACUCCCAAGAAAGCCGCCAAGAAGACCCCAAAGAAAGCCAAGAAGCCGGCUGCAGCUGCAGGAGCCAAAAAGGCUAAGAGCCCGAAAAAGGCUAAGGCAGCUAAGCCCAAGAAGGCGCCCAAGAGCCCUGCCAAGGCGAAAGCGGUGAAGCCCAAGGCGGCCAAACCAAAAACCGCCAAGCCGAAGGCAGCUAAGCCAAAGAAAACCGCAGCCAAGAAAAAGUAAAUUUUCUUUGGCCAACUGCUUAGAAGCCCAACAACCCAAAGGCUCUUUUCAGAGCCACCCACAAAUCUCUGGGAAGGAGCUGUUGCACAUUCUGUGGGCGUGGCUUGGGUGGGUGGGCUGGGUUUCGCGGGAGAAGAAAAGGACGGGGGGCAUCCAGGUGUGGGCGGAUAAGUGGACUUGGGAGUUGGUGGCGCAAACCACCUCUCUAAGGACAAAUGGAAACUUCCCCAAUUGUGUAUACAGUUAACUUCGUUUAUGGGUAUCUGUAAUAUCCAGACGCAAGGGAGCAGUUGGUAUAGGAAUGAGAUGGUUUAAUCUUAGGUGCCACGAUAAUAAAGGACAAGAGUGGUGGGAUUGUUAGUAUUUAAAAACCUAGUCAGCUAGAUGAAAGGGCCUGCAACCAGCGCCUUAGUUUUAUUGCACUUCUCACUGGUGCAGUAUCCCCUUAAAAACUUCCGUAUUUCUCAUGUUUAACAGUGAUCGUACUUGCCUAGGCUUCCUAGAGCAGAUUUGUGCAGUUUAGUUCGUACUUCCUGAUUGGUGAAUGUGAAGUGACAAGGCAGCCAAUGGAACCCUAGACCUUCAAGUGAAGUUUCCGGUCCCAUUCGUGACGAAACACUAAAACUAAUCCAAUCCUGAAGGAAAUCUUAUUAACCUCAUUUGAAUACUGCGUAAUGUAAGUGGUUAUGGUGGAGCUGGUGACGGGUGUGCUUAUUUUUCCAAAUGUUUUAGUGUUCCUCUUGGAGGGAGUUAAAAUUUUGUACAAUAGUGCCUGAGCCGGCUAAAUCUACGCCCGCCCCAGAGGAGGACUUGCGCUGUCACCAGUGCGCAGGAGAGCAAGGAGCACCGCCAGCUCAGCCGCAACGAGAGCUACUCGGCGUACGUGUACAAGGUGCUGAAGCAGGUGCACCCAGACACGGGCAUCUCUUCCAAGGCUAUGGGCAUCAUGAACUCGUUUUUCAACAGCAUCUUAGAGCUCAUAGCCUGAGAGGAGUCGCGCUACGUUACAAAAAGCGACCGACCAUCACAUCUCUGCGUGACCCAGGGAGCUGGACAAGUACCAAGGCCGUCACCAAGUAAAUCAGCCGAGUAGGCAUUUUUCACUCUUGAUUUCAAAGACUUUUUUUUUUUCAGAGCCGUGUAUCUUUUCAACAAAUGGGUUGUAGUUUCAAGUAUCCUCAAACUUAAAACUCUGCUUUUUUGUUUUUCCCCAGUCUGUUGGGCACGUAGCCUGGAAUUCCCAUUUUUUUCCCAAGUGUGUUUGUGUGAAAUCCGUCAUGCCCUGGAAAUAGCAAUAGCUUCCAGAAACCUCAGGUUCACUGGCUCGUACAAGGUCCAUAUAGUUAAUUCGCUGUCGCUUAAUUUCAGAUACUAAAAUUAACUGAUGUUGUCGUUUUAAGGGUGCAGCUCUCUGUCCGGGUGCAUAGGUGUCCAAGCUCCUCUUCUAAAGACUGAAUUGGUCUUAGAUUCCCAAGUUUGCUCUCCCUGAGUACAAAUGAGCAUGCUCAGACAAUUUCCUUUUUAUCUUGGAGCUUUUCCUUUCUUUUUCUCCCCAAGCUUGUUCCUGCUAUAAGGUAUGUGCUGCUGAGAGGGGAUCUAAGACAAGAGUAGCCACAGAAAUGUGGGUGCUUGGGUAUGCUUGCUUUGCAAGCGAGCCAGUUUCGGUGGGACUGGGUUUGCCACUGGCGAAAGGGAAAGCAAUCUAGGAUGUUCUGGCUCUGUGUUACUGUGUCGUUGACAGUUACUUAGUUACGUGGUCUUUGGGCAGCUUUCAAAAAGUAUGUUCCUGGGUGCCCCGCAUGGUGGCGCGCCUGUGAUACUCGCAAAGCAAGAAGCAAGCUGAAGCCAGCCAGAGGAAAACCCAGGUCUCACAGGUGUAGCUGGUCACAAGACAAACAGGCAUCUUGGGGUUGUGGAAAAGAUGAUUGGCACAAAAAGAAAUCAAGAAAAUAGACUGGGAAGGGGUGUGGCUAGGGAAAAGCAAAUACACGUCAAGAUCACAAUAUGAAUCAGACUGACUUUGAAAUAAUUCGGGUGUGAUGGAGGAAGUAGUGAACUCACACCCUCAUGAACAGGUUCAUAUUGUGGGGUUAGAUUUUUGUUUAAUAUAUGCUUGACACCUAGAUGGAUAAAUAGAAAUCCUGAUGAUGGUUUUCUUUCACAAAAUAGGAUGCUGGUCAGCUCAAAGGACUUGGCCUAUGUGAAACCAACCCCAAACAGUUUUGGCCAACCUAAACUUGGGUACUUAAGGUGUUACGUGGAACUGCACCAUUAAGUGGAGUCUUACCCAUACUCUUGAGCAGGUGAUGCUAAGACACCAGACAAAAGCUCUUUUCCCCACAGAGGUUGACCCGGAAAUCCAUACUGUCAAGCACAGGUGACCUACCCCCAGAUGACUACACAGAAAAGCCCACGCUCUAAACUUGGUUCUGGACAGGGCUUGUUUAUUAAUUUCCAGCAUUUAGACUAACAGAUACAAGUAGUUAAACUGCAGAUUUAAUUCAGGUUUUCUUAAGGUAUUUUGUAUCUUGGAGCAUGAGGUAGAUCUGGUACUAAAUUAUUACUUUGCAGUCUUAGAACUGUGCAUCAAUGAAUUGUAGAAAUCAUGGCUGAGAAUUUUCUAUGGUUGAUGAAUUUUGCAAUACUAGAAAUAAAUAAAUGAAAAAUAUUACAAAAUGGUCA
Molecule: messenger RNA, 3405 nt
Organism: Myodes glareolus (Bank vole)
Lineage: Eukaryota; Metazoa; Chordata; Mammalia; Rodentia; Cricetidae
Product: histone H1.4
Biological process (GO): nucleosome assembly
Cellular component (GO): nucleosome
Molecular function (GO): structural constituent of chromatin; DNA binding
Source: RefSeq, a predicted model, not a curated record